AUGGCCUCAGCUGACCUCAACCAGGAUGGCUAUGGUGACUUGGUGGUGGGUGCCCCGGGCUACAGCCACCCUGGCCACAUCCAGGUUGGUCGUGUGUACCUCAUCUAUGGCAAUGACCUGGGCCUGCCCCCCAUCGACGUGGACCUGGACAUGGAGGCCCACGAGAUCCUGGAGGGUUUCCAGCCCUCAGGCCGAUUUGGGUCAGCUUUGGCCGUGUUAGAUUUUAACCAGGACGGCCUGCCUGACCUGGCGGUGGGGGCCCCCUCAGUGGGCUCGGAGGAGCUCACAUAUAAGGGUACAGUGUACAUCUACUUUGGUUCCAAGCAAGGGAGAAUGGCAAGUUCCCCCAACAUCACCAUCUCUUGUCAGGACGUCUACUGUAACUUGGGCUGGACACUCUUGGCUGCAGAUAUGAAUGGGGACAACAAGCCUGAUCUGGUGAUUGGUUCCCCUUUUGCACCAGGUGGAGGGAAACAGAAGGGAGUUGUGGCUGCAUUUUAUUCUGACCCUAGACGGACUGACAAAGAACAGUUGAACGUGGAGGCGGCCAACUGGAUGGUGAAAGGCGAGGAAGAUUUCUCCUGGCUGGGAUACUCGCUUCACGGGGUCAGCGUGAACAACAGAACUUUGCUGUUGGUUGGGAGCCCGACCUGGAAGAAUGCCAGCAGUUUGGGCAGUUUGUUCCGCACUCAGGAUGAGAAACAGAGUCUUGGACGGGUCUAUGGCUAUUUCCCACCAAACUGCCAAAGCCGGUUUACUAUUUCUGGAGACAAGGCAAUGGGGAAGCUGGGUACUUCUCUGUCAAGUGGCUACGUGAUGGUGAACGGAACCCAGAGACAAGUGCUUCUGGUUGGGGCCCCAACUCACGAUGAUGUGUCCAAAAUGGCAUUCCUGACCAUGACCUUGCACCAAGGCGGAACUACUCGGAUGUAUGAACUGACACCAGACUCCCAGCCUUCUCUGCUCAGCACUUUCAGUGGAGACCGCCGCUUUUCUCGGUUUGGUGGAGUUCUGCACCUUAGUGACCUGGAUAACGAUGGCUUAGAUGAAAUCAUCAUGGCAGCCCCACUGAGGAUAGCAGAUGUGACCUCCGGACUGAUUGGGGGAGAAGAUGGCCGUGUUUAUGUAUACAAUGGCAAACACACCACCUUAGGUGACGUGACAGGAAAAUGUAAAUCAUGGAUUACUCCAUGUCCAGAAGAAAAGGCCCAAUAUGUAUUGAUUUCUCCUGAAGCAAGCUCAAGGUUUGGGAGCGCUAUGAUCACUGUGAGGUCCAAGAACAAGGUGAGUUCCAAGUAUCAAGACUAUACUCCUUUGAUAUUUGUUAUG
Molecule: messenger RNA, 1329 nt
Organism: Talpa occidentalis (Iberian mole)
Lineage: Eukaryota; Metazoa; Chordata; Mammalia; Eulipotyphla; Talpidae
Product: phosphatidylinositol-glycan-specific phospholipase D-like
Exons: 11
Cellular component (GO): extracellular region; extracellular matrix
Molecular function (GO): GPI anchor phospholipase D activity
Source: RefSeq, a predicted model, not a curated record